AAAUCAGUCUGUCCUGACUCAGCUCAACAGUCUCCAGUCUACCAACUGGUCUCUGUAAUAACUAUUUAAAUCAGUCUGUCCUGACUCAGCUCAACAGUCUCCAGUCUACCAACUGGUCUCUGUAACUUCAUCUUUGUCUCUGUGGUGUACAGUCUUCAGGUGAUGAUGGGGGUAUUGAAUCAUCUCUCUACUCUCCUCCUCCUCUCUCUCAUUCCUCCUGCUCUCGCUCAUGUAGUGGAGAGGUUUGAUCCAGAGUGCAAAGAGUUCUUCCUGGAGGGGACAACUCCAAAUCUCCCAGGUAUUUUGGUUGGUGGGAGAGUCCAGGAUCAAAACCGCUACAAGCCUAUUUGCCAGAAGUACAACAACACAUACAGGUUUGCAACUCUCUACGACACGACCAACAAGAUCCCUGUGUUCUCAGCCUACACCUUCACUGGUAAUAUAUUGGGUAGACCAAAACAGUCCUGGAUGAUCGAGCCUAAGCUUGGAGGUAUAGAUGUAGAAGAGAUGAAAACCCAACAUGAGGUGAAGAUGCUUAAUAAUAAGAUAGAUAUAGGAGUCGACCAUCAGGCUGUGGACGCAGACUACAGUGCAACAAUAAGUAGCAUGGAUCUGGACAGAGGUCACAUUUUCCCAUGUUCGCACACACCUGAUAAUGCUACCAUGAGGUCCACUUUCACCCUGACAAACGUCGUUCCCCAGGAAAAAGGCUUCAACCGAGGCAGAUGGUGUAAAGUAGAGUGUAAAGUCAGAAAAACUCUUGUCGAGAACUGCAAGGACGACAAGACAAAAGUCUAUGUGGUGACUGGAGCAGUGCCCAGCAGCAGCAACACACUGAACAACCGAGUGAACAUCCCUGAUCACCUGUGGACAGCCUACUGCUGUUACAACAGCACGAAGAACUGGACGGUCGGAGCAUACUGGGGGGAGAACAAAAACGACAAUGGGAAAAUAUUGAACCUGGAAACCUUGGGAGCACUCGAAGCCAAGUUGAAUAAAAGCUACAAUGGUAUUGUCAAGGUGUUUCACGAUAAUUGUCCAAGAAACGUUCAAGUACAACAGGGUAAAAAGAGGACCAGGAAAGGGAUGGCGAUAGCAUCAGAGAAGGAUUGUGAUGGCGAAUGUGAUGAAAAAUAGGGAAAAAGAGGAGCAGAAGCGGAGAGGGGGACGGAGAGGGGAACGGAGAGGGGAACAGAGAGGGGAACGGAGAGGGGAACAGAGAGGGGAACGGAGAGGGGAACGGAGAGGGG
Messenger RNA from Oncorhynchus kisutch (coho salmon), 1250 nucleotides. RefSeq names its product endonuclease domain-containing 1 protein. The transcript has 2 exons. Gene Ontology annotation, molecular function: nucleic acid binding; hydrolase activity; metal ion binding. The coding region runs from base 163 to 1137 and encodes 324 amino acids. NCBI's taxonomy places the organism in Eukaryota, Metazoa, Chordata, Actinopteri, Salmoniformes, Salmonidae. The record is from RefSeq and is a predicted model, not a curated record.